GUCUCUGCGGAGGACGCAGGCGGGAACCCCAGCCGCACAGUGAUGUUCAGGGCUAGGCGCACGUAGCCCCGCGCCCGGGAGGUUGGAUUUGGGGAGGCUCGGAACUCCCGCCAGUGAGGCCCGAGGCGGGCACGUGGGAGGCCCCGGCCCGGGGCUCUGUGGGGCCAGCAGGAGGUUGGACACGGAGGCAGGGGGAUAAUCCAACCCCUCCAGCGGGCCGAGUCCUUCCCACUUCGCCGCCCCAGCGCGAUAGCGGCAGCCGGGCUCUGCCGUGCCCCCUCCCACGCCCGCCUCCUUCCACGUCUGGCUGCGCCGCGGCCGCUCCCCGGGGCCCGGGCUAUAAGAGGCUCCGCCUGGGGCUGGCCGCCGCUGCUGGAGGCAGAAGGCGGCGGUGGCGAGAGGCUGCGGCCAUGAAGUCCCCGCAAACCGAGAGCGCGGCCGGCCCAGGCUCCGCUGACGGUCUCCCCCGCCCGGCCCCGGGCCCUGCCGCGCUGCGGGCGGAUGCCGGGGAGCUGGCAGAGGUGCUGGGCGAGUUCGAUGCCGUGAUCGAAGACUUCUCCUCGCCCGUCAGCAAGCGCCACUUUCACUACGAGGAGCACCUGGCGCGGAUGAAGCGGCGGAGCAGCGCCAGCGUCAGCGACUGCAGCGGCAUGAGCGACUCCGAGAGUGCAGAUUCACUCUACAGAAACAGUUUUAGCUUCAGUGAUGAAAAACUUAACUCUCCAACAAUGUCAGUUCCAACUCCUACUUUACCAUCUCCAGCAAUAACUCCUUGUAAAGCAAAACUGGGAGACACAAAAGAACUAGAAGACUUUAUUGCUGAUCUUGACAGGACAUUAGCAAGUAUGUGAAGCAAGGGGAUUUUUGGCAUCAUCCCUGUCUACAGAUAAUUCCUCGAAAGAUGCAAUGAAGACCUAAUGCUAUGGAUCACUGAAAGCCGCUGCCAUGUCUGACAACUGUCAGCUUUGCCAUCCAGCAUAUUCAUCUUCUGAACAUAACAAUAGUCACCUUCUCUAAGCAUUUAACUGAUAACAUCAGUUUUGUUACUUUGCAGCAGGCAGGAUCAGAUAACUUAAAUGUGCUGAUACUAUAUUUUUUCUUUAAAAUAUAGCUUAAAAGCAAUUUUAAAUUAAAAUUUAUGAAAAUAUAUUUGUAAUUUUAUAUAGUUGGAAACUUUAAUGCUUUUAAUAUAUUUUUGUAUACAAAUAAAACUUGAACUGAAAUGUA
Messenger RNA from Gopherus flavomarginatus (Mexican gopher tortoise), 1227 nucleotides. It is a transcript of the gene RGCC, whose product is annotated as regulator of cell cycle. Gene Ontology annotation, molecular function: protein kinase activator activity; protein kinase binding. Gene Ontology annotation, cellular component: cytoplasm. Gene Ontology annotation, biological process: regulation of cell cycle. Lineage: Eukaryota; Metazoa; Chordata; Testudines; Testudinidae. The transcript has 5 exons. The coding region runs from base 411 to 851 and encodes 146 amino acids. The record is from RefSeq and is a predicted model, not a curated record.